This is a messenger RNA of Chironomus riparius, 1382 nucleotides long. NCBI's taxonomy places the organism in Eukaryota, Metazoa, Arthropoda, Insecta, Diptera, Chironomidae. The record is from the annotation of a GenBank genome assembly.
AUUUCUCGUGCUUAAAAAUAACAAAAUCACAUUUAAAUUAAUUAAAGCACUUAAACAUGUCUAAGAGAGUGAAAAACUUGGUUGUUGAUACAACAGCAUUCAUAGAUAAUGCACAGCUGCAGGAAUUGGCUGAAAAAAUCUAUACAAUCCAGGAAGUUGUGGACGAAGUCAAGAAUAGUAAACAAUUAAAGAACCUAGUAUUGCUUCCAUACAAUUUAGAAGUGAAACAACCAGAUCCAGAAGCAGUUAAAAUUGUUACAGAAUUCUCAAAGAAAACUGGUGAUUUUGCGACUUUAUCAGCUACGGACAUCAAAGUUGUGGCUUUAACAUAUGAUUUAGAGAAGCAAUUAGUUGGAACAAGUCAUAUAAGGAAAGAACCAAUCGCAGCACAAACACAUUAUACAGAAAAACCUGCAGAAGACUCAAAAAGUCGUAAUCAAUUACCUGGAUUUUACAAUCCCAAAGAUGGAGAUGACGAAUGGGACGAAAUUGAGGUAGAUUUCGACGAAGAAGACGAGGAAGAAGAAGAAGAUAUAGCUGAAAACAGCACUGAAGAUAAUCAGGAAAUAGAAAUUAACGAAGAAUUGAUUAAAAAGUUGUGUACAAUGGAUAUAAGUCCACCAAACGAAGAAUCUGGAGUUGUUUUGCAAGCUGUAAAUGAUGAUAAUGAAGAAUUUAAGGAAAUGGAACCAGAACAAGAAGAAGAAAGCUCUGAUAAUGAGUCAAAUACGAGUGAUAAUGAAGAUGAAGCUUGGAUUACGCCAAGUAAUAUCAAAAAUGUCAAGAAAAACUUCUCAUCAGACGUAUUAGAGGAAAAGGAAGUAGAAGUUGGAUGUAUUACAACAGAUUUUGCAAUGCAGAAUGUGCUUAAACAGAUGAACUUAAAUGUUACAGCACUUGAUGGUCGAAUUAUUAAAUAUGUGCGAACUUUCAUCUUAAGAUGCUAUACAUGCUUUAAAACAACAACAGAUUCCACAAAAGUCUUUUGUCCAAAGUGUGGAAAUAGGACAUUAAAGCGUGUAUCUGUGUCUGUUAAUGAAAAAGGCGAGAAAGUCAUUCAUUUAAAUCCAAAAAAGCAAAUAACGACCAAGUUUAAGAAUCAAACAAUUAGCAAGCCUAAAGGAGGCAAACAUGCAGUCAAUCCUUUGUUAUUUGCAGAUCAGCUUAUUCCACAACAAAGAGUUUCUAAGAAAGCUCUCCAAAAGACCGAUGCAUUGGAUGAUAAUUAUACUGCUGGUUAUUCACCUUUCGUUAUUCGUGAUUUAGACUCUCGUUCAUCAAAAUUAAGAGGUACGACUAAUAUUAAACAAUGGAUGCAAAACUACGAGUACGACAAUAAUCGUAGAGGAUAUAAGAAGAAUAAAAAGUAAUGAAUUAUGCUG